This is a messenger RNA of Cyphellophora europaea CBS 101466, 2178 nucleotides long. RefSeq lists its product as uncharacterized. The coding region runs from base 1 to 2178 and encodes 725 amino acids. Lineage: Eukaryota; Fungi; Ascomycota; Eurotiomycetes; Chaetothyriales; Cyphellophoraceae. Gene Ontology annotation, molecular function: RNA binding. Gene Ontology annotation, biological process: mRNA processing. Gene Ontology annotation, cellular component: nucleus. The record is from RefSeq and is a predicted model, not a curated record. The transcript has 2 exons.
AUGGCCUUCAAGCGAUCUCGACAGGCCUUUGAGGCCGACCUGCAGAGGCAGGAAUCUCCUUACGUCUUGUACGGAACACCGCUUCCGCCUUCAGAUGAAAUGGUCCGAGAUGAUGGCUCCUUUGUUCCUGUUUGGAAACAAGAAGUCACCGAUGACCGGGGAAGGAAACGCCUUCAUGGUGCCUUCACCGGUGGCUACAGUGCCGGAUACUUCAAUACCGUCGGAUCGAAAGAAGGAUGGACACCCUCAAACUUCGUUUCCUCCAGAAACAAAGGCAACAAUAGCCUACCUGCCCGUCAACAACGUGCCGAGGAUUUCAUGGACGAGGAGGAUCUACGCGAGGCCGAGGAGGCUCGCUCACUCCAGACAUCUGACCAAUUCGCGGGUCUUGGUACUACUGGAAACGCACAGCGCGGUGACGCUGUAACGGAGAUCUUCAGACCGGCCGGUGAGACAGUCGGUGAGAAGCUUCUCAAACGCAUGGGCUGGAAGGAGGGUCAAGGCAUUGGGCCUCGCAUCCGGCGUGAGGCGAAUCUAGGUGAAGGCCAGUUCUCGACAGGUCAAACUCAUACCUUCGCUCCACCAGAUGUACCUGUACUCGCCUUUACGCAGAAGAAUGAUCUGAAGGGGCUUGGUUGUGGAGACGCCGAUAGCUCGGUCUCGAGGAAAUUCAAUCUGGCCUCAAAUUACAACAAAGCCGUUAAGAAAGCGGACGAGGAUGACGGAGAAGUUCCUCCCCAAUUGUCCAUGUCGCAGUUCAAGUCGCUGGCGCCAACCAAGCCGCGUAAGGGAGGUUUUGGUGUGGGUGUACUCAACGAUACCGGAUCAGACGACGAAGAUCCGUAUUCAAUGGGCCCGAAAAUUUCCUACAACAGGACCAUUGGUGGAGAUAAACCUGUGAAGAAGAGAAAGCCGCCCGCCGCAAACCCAACUUUGCGUAGCAAGCCACUACUUGCGCCCAAGAAGUUGUCUGGUCAGCAAAGCAUUUUGAGGAGAUGCCACGACGGUCGGCUCCCCCUUGAUGGCUUCAUGCUGGGUGAUAGUCUGGAUGCUAUGGCUUCUUUAUCCUUGAAGUCUGAUAAGUACAAACCUCCCGAUGUCCCCGCUGGCUGGGUGUCGAACAUAGCACCGCCAGCUGAUGAUAACGGCACAGACGACUACGUUUCUACAGCCGAUGCAGCCAAAGCGUCUAACCAGACUUCCAAAAGUCGGGCAACAGCACUGGGGGAAACGCAGCUGCCCGGGAAAUCCGUAUUUGAUUACUUAAGCGCUGCGGCUCGAGACCGCCUGGCAGCGGCCAGCGGCAAGACGAAUCUUCCUCCAGGUCUAGGCGAGGUACCUGAAGGCUAUCAGCUGCCGAGAAGUAGCCAUGCAAGCCUCCAAGAUCUCGUCCCUGUGCUUGACCAGGAUGUGGCGCUUCAGGCUCUGAACAGAAGUUCAGACUCCGGUGGCGGCUGGAUGCCAUACGCCGAGGAUCCUUUGAAGCGGGAGCGAUACAGGACAUUUCUGGAGAUCAGAGCCGGUCUAAGACCAACAGGUACAGGCGAUGAGAUCCCUCCCCGAGCCGAAGGGAUGAGUAUGGACGAUUGGGUCCACGAGUUGAACGAGUUUGCCCGCGCCGCCGAGGUUUUCAAACCUGUCAGUGGACUAAUGGCGAGCCGUUUCACCUCUUCCAGCUCCAACUCAAAACAAGCAGAUGGAGGCAACCCAGCUGAUCCCGAUUCCCUUCUCACCUUCAAACGCCAAAAGCCCGAGGACCCAGCAGAAGCUGCAGCCAAGAUGGGCAUGUUCGGACACAUGACCCGAUCAAUGUCCAACUUCUACCCUCCUCGACUCUUAUGCAAGAGAUUUGGCGUCCCCAUGCCCGAUAUCAGCAACAGACCACCAGCCAACGAGCAACCUUCCACAUCUCUGGGUACGGAGGACGCAGUCCAGACGAAUGCAAGUCCAUUUUCAUCCGCUCGUUACCAGGACGACGAGAAGGCAGAGCGUGCACCUCAUGCACCUGAAUCUGCAGCCAGGCGAGACCAGGACAUCAGCGGUGCGACUGCCGCCGACCAGGUCACGCGUGCUAGCGUGGUAGAUCCGGAGAAGAACGACGCGUUGGAGCAGGAGAAGCCGAGCAUGGCGCUUUUCAAGGCUGUCUUUGGUAGUGACGACGAGGAUGAGGACGAGUAG